AUGUCUUGCAUUGCUGUGAUUUUGAUUUUGUAUAAGUCCCAGGCUGUGCUCAAGCAGUUUGGUGGAUAUGGGGGUUCAGAUGUUUUGGCUGAUGAAGUUGAACUCCAGCAGCACCAGAAGCUUGAGAAAUUGUAUAUUUCUACCCGUGCCGCUAAGCAUUUCCAAAGGGAUAUUGUUCGAGGUGUUGAAGGCUACAUAGUUACUGGUUCGAAACAAGUUGAAAUAGGAACUAAGUUGUCUGAAGAUAGCAGGAAAUAUGGUGUUGAAAACACAUGUACUAGCGGUACCACAUUGUCUAAAGCAGCUUUAAAUUUUUCAAGAGCUCGUGCUGAAAUGGAGAAAGAACGUGGAAAUUUGUUGAAAGCAUUGGGAACACAGGUUGCAGAACCACUGCGAGCAAUGGUAAUGGGAGCACCAUUGGAAGAUGCCAGACAUCUAGCCCAACGAUAUGAUAGAAUGCGACAAGAGGCUGAAGCUCAGGCUGUUGAAGUUGCUAGGCGACAAGCCAGAGUGAGGGAAGGGACGGGUAACCCUGACAUGAUUUUAAAACUUGAAGCAGCUGAAGCAAAGUUGCAAGAUCUAAAGUCAAAUACGGCUACAUUGGGAAAGGAAGCAGCUGCAGCUAUGGCUGCAGUCGAAGCUCAGCAACAAAGAUUAACCCUUCAGCGACUGAUAUCCAUGGUUGAAUCUGAGCGGGCUUACCACCAGAGAAUUCUUCAAAUACUUGAUCAUUUGGAAAGUGAGAUGAUAUUAGAGCGGCAACGAAUUGAAGCAGCUCCAAGUCCAAGCCCAAGUCCUCCUAAUCCGUAUACAGACAGCAUGCCCCCCCCUCCAUCAUAUGAGGAAGUGAAUGAUGUGCCUACCUCUCCUGCACAAAAUGGGACAACUGAUGGCAUGGGUUAUUUUCUUGGGGAAGUCAUGUACUCAUAUCGUGCUGAAUCUGAUGUGGAGCUUAAUUUGUCAGUGGGAGAAUAUGUUGUCAUUCGAAAGGUUUCAAACAAUGGUUGGGCUGAAGGAGAGUGCAAAGGUAAGGCAGGUUGGUUUCCUUUUGGUUAUAUUGAAAGAAGGGAUCGAGUUCUUGCUAGCAAAGUAGCUGAAGUUUUUUGA
Messenger RNA from Oldenlandia corymbosa var. corymbosa, 1107 nucleotides. Lineage: Eukaryota; Viridiplantae; Streptophyta; Magnoliopsida; Gentianales; Rubiaceae. The record is from the annotation of a GenBank genome assembly.